Cyprinus carpio (common carp) is the source of this 951-nucleotide messenger RNA. RefSeq names its product trypsin-1-like. Lineage: Eukaryota; Metazoa; Chordata; Actinopteri; Cypriniformes; Cyprinidae. The record is from RefSeq and is a predicted model, not a curated record. Gene Ontology annotation, molecular function: serine-type endopeptidase activity. Gene Ontology annotation, biological process: proteolysis.
UGUCUUUUGCAGCUGAUUGGUCAAUAACAGACCUCUUGGGCGUGGAUCAAUAGGCUGACAGUCCUAUAAAUACGCCAAGUAAGGAGCAAGACCUUCAUCUCACAGUUUUAAUCAGCAGUCAUGAGGUCUUUGGUGUUCCUGGUGCUCCUUGGAGCUGCCUUUGCUCUGGAUGAUGACAAGAUUGUUGGUGGAUAUGAGUGCACACCCCAUUCCCAGCCCUGGCAGGUGUCUCUGAACUCUGGCUACCACUUCUGUGGUGGCUCUCUGGUCAGCGAGUACUGGGUUGUGUCUGCUGCUCACUGCUACAAGUCACGUGUGGAGGUCCGUUUGGGCGAGCACAACAUCGUAGUUAAUGAGGGUCGUGAGCAGUUCAUCUCCUCUGAGAAGGUCAUCCGCCACCCCAAAUAUGACUCCUGGACAAUUGACAAUGACGUCAUGCUGAUCAAGCUUAGCAAGCCUGCUACCCUCAAUCAGUAUGUGCAGCCUGUGGCCCUGCCCAGUGGCUGUGCUGCCGCUGGCACCAUGUGCAGAGUCACUGGUUGGGGAAACACCAUGAGUUCCACUGCUGAUUCCAACAAGCUUCAGUGUGUGGAGGUCCCCAUCGUGUCCGACCGCGACUGUAACAACUCCUACCCUGGUAUGAUCAACAGAACCAUGUUCUGUGCUGGAUACCUGGAGGGAGGAAAGGACUCUUGUCAGGGUGACUCUGGUGGUCCUGUGGUGUGCAACGAUGUGCUGCAGGGUAUUGUAUCCUGGGGUUAUGGCUGUGCUGAGAAGAAUCAUCCUGGUGUCUAUGGCAAGGUCUGCAUGUUCAGCCAGUGGAUCGCCGACACCAUGAAUAGCAACUAAAUCUGAUACGUCAUCACAUACAACCUCCAAAUCUGCAAUCCAUCAGUUUUUCUUUGUUUUGGAGAUUAAAAACCUGUAAAAAAAUAAAAGCAUUUAAAAAUA